This is a messenger RNA of Chironomus riparius, 1058 nucleotides long. The record is from the annotation of a GenBank genome assembly. Lineage: Eukaryota; Metazoa; Arthropoda; Insecta; Diptera; Chironomidae.
GAAAUUUCCAAAGCAAUUUUUUUGCAGUGAAUUUAAAAAUUAAUUAAUUAAACUACUUAAAACCACUUAAAAAAUCAUAAUGAGUGUAUUAGAAAUUACUGAUGAUAGCCACUUUCAAGCUGAAUUACAAAACGCUUCAAUUAAGCUUGUAGUUGUUGAUUUUACCGCAGCCUGGUGUGGACCAUGUAAAGCUAUUGCACCAUUCUUUAAUUCAUUGCCAGCUAAAUAUCCGAAAGCAAUCUUUCUUAAAGUUGAUGUUGAUAAGUGCGGUGAAACAGCUGGAAUGCAAGGCGUAUCAGCAAUGCCUACCUUUGUAUUCUAUCGAAACAAGUCAAAGAUUGAUAGAAUUCAAGGAGCUGAUGUUAAUGCAUUAGAAGCUAAAAUUAAGCAUCAUUAUGGCGCGGAAGCUAGUAGCGGUGAAGAGGAACCAGAAUAUGGUCAAGGAUUAAUGGAUUUAACAACAUUCAUUAUGAAGAAUAUGUGUGAAUGUUUAAAUGAAAGCGAUGAUCAUACUUUUCAACAUUGCUUAGAUAGCGGAUUUUUAGCAUCCGAUUGCGACGAGCAGUUAAUUAUUUCGAUUACGUUUAAUCAAGCAGUCAAGAUUCAUUCUCUCAAGAUUAAAGCACCUGCGAAGGAAGGGCCAAAAACUGUUAAAUUAUUUAUAAAUCAGCCCAUAACGUUUGGCUUUGAUCAAGUUCCAGGAUUAGCUCAUCAGGAAGUCGAAUUUACGCCUAAAGAUUUAGAAGGAAAUUUAGUAAAUCUUCGCUUUGUGAAAUUUCAAAAUGUACAGAACAUAAUUCUCUUUAUUGAGGACAAUCAAGGAGGUGGUGAAAGGACUGUUAUUGAGGAAUUGAAAUUUAUUGGCGCGCCAAUUGCAACUACUAAAAUGGAUGACUUUAAGAGAAUUUCUGGAAAGAAAGGAGAAAGUCACUAGACAACAAACAUGUACUGCUACAUUUUAUAUUCAAUCUUUUCAUACAUACGAACUGCUGAAAAUCAUUAAAAUAAUAAUAAUAAUAAUAAGUAAUACAAGCGGAUAUAUUUAAUCUGAAAUAAUU